Molecule: messenger RNA, 2247 nt
Organism: Xyrauchen texanus (razorback sucker)
Lineage: Eukaryota; Metazoa; Chordata; Actinopteri; Cypriniformes; Catostomidae
Product: parathyroid hormone 2 receptor-like
Exons: 13
Coding region: 67-1854 (595 amino acids)
Biological process (GO): cell surface receptor signaling pathway; adenylate cyclase-modulating G protein-coupled receptor signaling pathway
Cellular component (GO): plasma membrane
Molecular function (GO): parathyroid hormone receptor activity; G protein-coupled peptide receptor activity; peptide hormone binding
Source: RefSeq, a predicted model, not a curated record
UGUAAAACCAAUAACAGAAGAUUCAUGAAUUGAAGGGAUUUGAGUAUUUAAGAAGCAGCUAUUAAAAUGUGGAAUAUACCUCUGUGGAUGUUUGCCCAAGUUUUACUUGGUACUUCAAUCAAAGCACAGCAUGUGGAUCCAGAGGUGGGAUUAACAGCUCAAGAACAAGUUCUUCUGCUGUACGACAUCAAACUCCAGUGCCUUCAAAACAUCUCUGAACACAACCCUACCGAUGAGGUCUGUUCUCCUGGAUGGGAUGGACUGGUUUGCUGGCCUCAAGGUUCCCCAGGAACCGUCAACAAAGUCCCAUGUCCCAGCUACGUCUACGACUUCAACCACAAUGGGUUUGCAUACCGUCAGUGUGACUUGAAUGGAUCAUGGGUCUCAGUGGAGAACAGAACUUGGGUCAACUAUUCAGACUGCCUACGCUUCCUGGCUCCAGGAAUUGGAAAGGGAAAAAGAGACUUCUUUGAGCGGCUGCACAUCAUGUACACGGUUGGCUACGCGGUGUCCUUCAGUUCGCUGCUAGUCGCCAUUUUCAUCAUCGGAUAUUUCCGGCGUCUUCACUGCACCAGAAACUACAUUCACAUGCACCUUUUUGUGUCGUUCAUGCUGCGUGCGGUCAGCAUCUUUGUUAAAGACAGAGUUGUGUACACUAAUGGGGUGUUACAGGAAUACGACACCAUGCUAAUGGACAAUAUUAGCACUCUGUCAAUCUCUACUCUUGACAAGACUCAGUAUGUUGGCUGUAAGAUCACCGUCCUAUUCUUCAUCUAUUUCCUCGCCACCAACUACUACUGGAUUCUAGUGGAGGGCCUUUACCUUCACAGUCUUAUUUUUAUGGCCUUCUUUUCGGACUCCAAAUAUCUCUGGGGUUUCACCCUCAUAGGGUGGGGUGUGCCAGCUCUCUUCGUGUCAACCUGGGCUGUCGUCAGGGCAACGUUCGCAGAUGUGAGGUGUUGGGAGUUGAGCGCUGGUAACAUAAAAUGGAUUUACCAAGUUCCCAUCUUGACGGCAAUUGGGCUCAAUUUUAUUCUAUUUGUAAAUAUUGUACGAGUUCUGGCCACCAAGAUCCGAGAAACAAACGCAGGACGGUACGACACACGUAAACAGUACAGGAAGCUGGCUAAGUCCACACUGGUUCUGGUUCUGGUGUUUGGAGUGCACUACAUCGUGUUUGUGGGAAUGCCGCACACAUUCAAUGGUCUGGGUUGGGAACUCCGCAUGUACUUUGAGCUUUUCUUUAAUUCAUUCCAGGGAUUUUUUGUGUCCAUUAUCUACUGUUUCUGCAAUGGAGAGGUCCAGACUGAAAUACGUAAGAUCUGGCUCCGUUGGACACUUGCAUUUGACUGGAAGUGUCCGGUGGAUUUCGCGAACUAUCGCUACGGGUCGGUUCUGAACAAUAGCGGUGUCAGCGUCCAAUCCCAGCUGACCUCUGUGACCCGUAGCUCCGCCCUCCUCAACAGCAGAGUGUACCGUUGCACCGGGCGUCCCAGCGUCACCUCGUUUACACACAGCACGCACAUACACGCCACCCUGCCCGGGUACGUCUUCAGUAACUCUGACAUCGAGAGUCGACCACCUUCUAUUCCCGAAGAAAUCGAAGAAGACACCAAACACAUAGAACACAUCACUCUCAAAGAGAAUGCAAAAGGAAAUGACAUCACCGUAAAACAGGAAGUCCUCAGUGUCUGUCUCGAAGAAAUCAGACAAAAGCCAAACGAUGAUGACAUCAUUAAAAGGGAUGAUGUCACCCCUCAAGAGAACGCUAAAUGCACUGAUGAAAUCACUUUAAAGGGUUCUUUACUGGUGAAGAACCACAGUUUGGACCAGGAGGAUGAGCAAGUGCUCUAAAAUUUGUUUAGACUUCGUUAAAGUUCAUCAAGACUUCUUUUAAAAAUAGUUGCACAUGCACUGACGGAAAGCCACACAAAAUAAGAUACCACACAUGCUUUAUAAUGCAUGAAAAUCUACUGUUUGUUAGGGAAUUGGUUUUCACCUAUUUCAAGGCCUUGCGUUCAGAGUCUUGUCUGCCGAGAUACAUUUUUGUUGACUCUUUGUAUUAUCACAUUGGUGAACAAGAUUGCUUUUGUGGAUACGUUCGAUAACUAUGUACUGUAUGUGUAAACAUGUACUUUGCAAUGUGUUACUUCUUUUGCAAUAUUAUUUUGUUUUUUUUAACCAUCAAAGUUGUUUGGUCAAGUCGAACAAUGGCACCCUAAUGAAAUAGCUCACAAACUAAGUAGC